AUGUAUUUUUCUUAUGCUGCAUGGUUUGCCGGUUUGGUGCCAUUCUUGGUGGCUCGGAAGAUCAUGGAUUUUGAAAAUGUUCUUCUUGUUAGUAUUGGGGUAUUUUCAGCUGUUGUUUUUGGUGCCAUGGCAGUUGGGCAGGUCAGUUCAUUUGCUCCUGACUAUGCCAAAGCCAAAGUGUCAGCAUCCCAUGUCAUCAGCCUCAUUGAAAUCCCUGAGAUUGACAGCUAUAGCACAGAAGGACUGAAGCCGUGAAAUAUGUUGGAAGGAAACGUGACAUUUAGUGGAGUCAUGUUCAACUAUCCCACCCGACCAGACAUCCCAGUGCUUCAGGGACUGAGUCUCCAGGUGAAGAAGGGCCAGACGCUGGCCCUGGUGGGCAGCAGUGGCUGUGGGAAGAGCACGGUGGUCCAGCUCCUUGAGCGAUUCUAUGAUCCAUUGGCAGGAACAGUGCUUGUUGAUGGCAAAAAAGUAAAGGAACUGAAUGUCCAGUGGCUCCGAGCACAGCUGGGCAUUGUGUCCCAGGAGCCCAUCCUGUUUGACUGCAGCAUUGGUGAGAAUAUCGCCUAUGGAGACAACAGCAGGGUUGUGUCUCAGGAUGAGAUCGUGAGGGCGGCCAGGGAGGCCAACAUACAUAACUUCAUUGAGUCACUGCCUGACAAAUACAACACCAGAGUAGGAGACAAAGGAACUCAGCUCUCUGGUGGCCAGAAACAACGCAUUGCCAUAGCUCGUGCUCUCGUUAGGCAGCCUCAUAUUUUGCUUUUGGAUGAAGCUACCUCAGCCCUGGAUACAGAAAGUGAAAAGGUUGUCCAAGAAGCCCUGGACAAAGCCAGAGAAGGGCGGACCACUAUUGUGAUCGCUCAUCGCUUGUCUACAGUUCGUGGUGCUGAUGUCAUUGCUGGUUUUGAUGAUGGAGUCAUCGUGGAGAAAGGAAAUCAUGAUGAACUCAUGAAGCAGAGAGGCAUUUACUUCAAACUUGUCACUAUGCAGACAAGAGGAAAUGAUGCUGAAGUAGAAAAUGACCUUUAUGAAUCCAAAAGAGAAAUUCAUACAUUGGAAAUGGCCUCAAAAGAUUCAGGAUCCAGUCUAAUAAGAAGAAGUUCAACUCGCAAGAGUAUCCAUGGACCACAAGGCCAAGACCGAAAGCUUAAUACAGAAGAGGCCCUGGGUGAAAAUGUACCUCCAGUUUCUUUCUGGAGAAUUCUAAAGCUGAAUGCAACUGAAUGGCCUUAUUUUGUGGUUGGUGUUAUUUGUGCCAUUAUAAAUGGAGGCUUGCAACCAGCAUUUGCAGUUAUAUUCUCAAGGAUUGUAGGGGUUUUUACAAGAGAUGAAGAUCCUGAAACAAAACGACAGAAUAGUAACAUGUUUUCAUUAUUGUUUCUAGUCCUUGGAAUUAUUUCUUUUAUUACAUUUUUCCUUCAGGGCUUCACAUUUGGCAAGGCUGGAGAGAUCCUUACCAAACGGCUGCGGUACAGGGUUUUCAGAUCCAUGCUGAGACAGGAUGUGAGCUGGUUCGAUAACCCUAAAAACACCACUGGAGCAUUGACUACCAGGCUCGCCAAUGAUGCUGCACAAGUGAAAGGGGCUAUAGGUUCCAGGCUUGCUGUAAUUACCCAGAAUAUUGCAAAUCUCGGGACAGGAAUUAUUAUAUCCUUAAUCUAUGGCUGGCAAUUAACACUUUUACUCUUAGCAAUUGUACCUAUCAUUGCAAUAGCAGGAGUUGUGGAAAUGAAAAUGUUGUCUGGACAAGCACUAAAAGAUAAGAAAGAACUAGAAGGUUCUGGGAAGAUUGCUACUGAAGCAAUAGAAAACUUCCGAACUGUGGUAUCUUUGACGCGGGAGCAGAAGUUUGAACACAUGUAUGCACAGAGUUUGCAGAUACCAUACAGAAAUUCCUUGAGAAAAGCACACAUCUUUGGAAUCACGUUUUCCUUCACCCAAGCAAUGAUGUAUUUUUCUUAUGCUGCAUGUUUCCGGUUUGGUGCCUUCUUGGUGGCUCGUGAGAUCAUGGAUUUUGAAAAUGUUCUCUUGGUAUUUUCAGCUGUUGUUUUUGGUGCCAUGGCAGUUGGGCAGGUCAGUUCAUUUGCUCCUGACUAUGCCAAAGCCAAAGUGUCAGCAUCCCAUGUCAUCAGCCUCAUUGAAAAAAUCCCUGAGAUUGACAGCUAUAGCACAGAAGGACUGAAGCCGAAUAUGUUGGAAGGAAACGUGACAUUUAGUGGAGUCAUGUUCAACUAUCCCACCCGACCAGACAUCCCAGUGCUUCAGGGACUGAGUCUCCAGGUGAAGAAGGGCCAGACGCUGGCCCUGGUGGGCAGCAGUGGCUGUGGGAAGAGCACGGUGGUCCAGCUCCUUGAGCGAUUCUAUGAUCCAUUGGCAGGAACAGUGCUUGUUGAUGGCAAAAAAGUAAAGGAACUGAAUGUCCAGUGGCUCCGAGCACAGCUGGGCAUUGUGUCCCAGGAGCCCAUCCUGUUUGACUGCAGCAUUGGUGAGAAUAUCGCCUAUGGAGACAACAGCAGGGUUGUGUCUCAGGAUGAGAUCGUGAGGGCGGCCAGGGAGGCCAACAUACAUAACUUCAUUGAGUCACUGCCUGACAAAUACAACACCAGAGUAGGAGACAAAGGAACUCAGCUCUCUGGUGGCCAGAAACAACGCAUUGCCAUAGCUCGUGCUCUCGUUAGGCAGCCUCAUAUUUUGCUUUUGGAUGAAGCUACCUCAGCCCUGGAUACAGAAAGUGAAAAGGUUGUCCAAGAAGCCCUGGACAAAGCCAGAGAAGGCCGCACCUGGCAUGUGAUUGCUCACCGUCUCACCAUCCAGAAUGCAGAGCUAAUCGUGGUGAUUCAAAAUGGCAAAGUAAAGGAGCAUGCCCACCAACAGCUGCUGGCACAGAAAGGCAUCUAUUUUUCAAUGGUCAGUGUCCAGGCAGGAACAAAGCUAGUGAACUCUGACUUUACAAGAUAA
Castor canadensis (American beaver) is the source of this 2961-nucleotide messenger RNA. The record is from RefSeq and is a predicted model, not a curated record. NCBI's taxonomy places the organism in Eukaryota, Metazoa, Chordata, Mammalia, Rodentia, Castoridae.